Molecule: messenger RNA, 732 nt
Organism: Leptopilina heterotoma
Lineage: Eukaryota; Metazoa; Arthropoda; Insecta; Hymenoptera; Figitidae
Product: protein TsetseEP-like
Exons: 1
Source: RefSeq, a predicted model, not a curated record
UUUGAUCCUAAACCUAAAAACAAACAUCAAUCUCAAUCUCUCUUUCCACUUCAAUCUUCAUCUGAUUCGAAACCUGAAAAUCAACCACAAUCUCAACCUCAAUCUAAUGCUAAAAGUCAGAAUGAAAUUCAAUAUCAACCUCAAUAUGAUAAUAACCCUCAAAACCUUUAUCAAUCUCAACCUCUCCUUCAACUGCAGCCUCAAUUUGAUCAUGAACCCCUUAACAGACCUUCUUUACAACCUCAGCCUAAAUUUGAUUUUAAACCGCAAAAUAAUUCUCAACCUCUCUUUCAACUUCAAUCUUUAUCUGAUUCUAAUCCUGAAAAUCGACCACAAUCUCAACAUAAAUCUAAUGCUAAAACUCAGAAUGAAAUUCAAUAUCAAACUUGUUCACAAUCUCAACCUCAAUAUGAUAAUAACCCUCAAAACCUUUAUUGCAUGAAUACUCAAUCUGAUCCUGAACCUCCAAAUCAAACUCAAAAUCCAAAGCCUCAAGUACAACUUAUUGACACGCAACCUAAACAAGAACAACAAAUCGGUUCUUCUUCAGAACCUCCAACAUUACGUAACAAUUCACUUUAUCGAAAUAAUUCUAAUCUACAUUCACAAAAUUUUAAUGAACAAAAUUCAUAUCACUUCAUGGCCCAUCCUUUUCUCUUUCACCAAAAUAUGAAUCCAUCUCAUUUACGUCAUUCACUUAGUAAUAACAUUAUGAACUUAAAGUGGACAUAA